Messenger RNA from Zophobas morio, 2430 nucleotides. RefSeq names its product formin-2-like. NCBI's taxonomy places the organism in Eukaryota, Metazoa, Arthropoda, Insecta, Coleoptera, Tenebrionidae. The transcript has 2 exons. The record is from RefSeq and is a predicted model, not a curated record. Bases 70 to 2325 code for a protein of 751 amino acids.
AGAACACCAAAUCAUCAGCAGAGUGGAAGAAUUGUGCAUUAAGAAAUUACAACAAGAGAAGCAAACGAAAUGAAGUUGAUAUUUCUUGCGUUUGCGUUAGCAUUCGCACCUGCAUUGGAUGCCCGCUAUGUACGCAAACUAGUUGUUCGACCACCCAUCGCCGUUGUACCAGGAAUUGAUGUCCCAGUUAUUGAAGUAAACCCAGUACCCAUCGUACCAGGAAUCAAACCUCAACCGGUACCAGAAAUUGAAACACCAGGGCUUGAAGUGAACCCCGUCCCCAUCAUUCCAGGAAUCAAACCACAACCAGUUCCUGGAAUUGAAACUCCCGGACUCGAGGUGGACCCUGUUCCAAUCAUUCCAGGAAUCAAACCUCAACCAGUUCCCGGAAUCGAAACUCCCGAACUUGGUGUGGAUCCAGUACCAAUCAUCCCAGGAAUCAAACCCCAACCAAUUCCAGGAAUCGAAACUCCAGAACUUGGUGUAGAUCCAGUACCAAUCAUCCCAGGAAUCAAACCUCAACCAGUUCCCGGAAUCGAAACCCCCGGACUUGAAGUAAACCCAGUACCAAUCAUCCCAGGAAUUAAACCACAACCAGUACCCGGAAUCGAAACCCCCGGACUUGAAGUAAACCCAGUACCAAUCAUCCCAGGAAUUAAACCACAACCAAUCCCCGGAAUCGAAACCCCCGGACUUGAAGUAAACCCAGUACCAAUCAUCCCAGGAAUUAAACCACAACCAGUCCCCGGAAUCGAAACCCCCGGACUUGAAGUAAACCCAGUACCAAUCAUUCCAGGAAUUAAACCACAACCAGUCCCCGGAAUCGAAACCCCCGGACUUGAAGUCAAUCCAGUACCAAUCAUUCCAGGAAUCAAACCCCAACCUGUCCCCGGAAUCGAAACUCCCGGACUUGAAGUAAACCCAGUACCAAUCAUCCCAGGAAUCAAACCACAACCAAUCCCCGGAAUCGAAAUCCCAGAACUUGGUGUAGAUCCAGUACCAAUCAUCCCAGGAAUCAAACCACAACCAGUCCCCGGAAUCGAAACCCCCGGACUUGAAGUAAACCCAGUACCAAUCAUCCCAGGAAUCAAACCACAACCAAUCCCCGGAAUCGAAAUCCCAGAACUUGGUGUAGAUCCAGUACCAAUCAUCCCAGGAAUCAAACCACAACCAAUCCCCGGAAUCGAAAUUCCAGAACUUGGUGUAGAUCCAGUACCAAUCAUCCCAGGAAUCAAACCACAACCAAUCCCCGGAAUCGAAAUCCCAGAACUUGGUGUAGAUCCAGUACCAAUCAUCCCAGGAAUCAAACCACAACCAAUCCCCGGAAUCGAAAUCCCAGAACUUGGUGUAGAUCCAGUACCAAUCAUCCCAGGAAUCAAACCACAACCAGUCCCCGGAAUCGAAACCCCCGGACUUGAAGUAAACCCAGUACCAAUCAUCCCAGGAAUUAAACCACAACCAGUCCCCGGAAUCGAAACCCCCGGACUUGAAGUCAAUCCAGUACCAAUCAUUCCAGGAAUCAAACCCCAACCAGUCCCCGGAAUCGAAACCCCCGGACUUGAAGUAAACCCAGUACCAAUCAUCCCAGGAAUCAAACCACAACCAGUUCCCGGAAUCGAAACCCCCGGACUUGAAGUAAACCCAGUACCAAUCAUCCCAGGAAUCAAACCACAACCAGUCCCCGGAAUCGAAACCCCCGGACUUGAAGUCAAUCCAGUACCAAUCAUUCCAGGAAUCAAACCACAACCAGUCCCCGGAAUCGAAACCCCCGGACUUGAAGUAAACCCAGUACCAAUCAUCCCAGGGAUCAAACCACAACCAGUCCCCGGAAUCGAAACCCCCGGACUUGAAGUAAACCCAGUACCAAUUAUUCCAGGAAUCAAACCACAACCAGUCCCCGGAAUCGAAACCCCCGGACUUGAAGUAAACCCAGUACCAAUCAUCCCAGGAAUCAAACCACAACCAGUCCCCGGAAUCGAAACCCCCGGACUUGAAGUACAACCAGUGCCAAUCAUCCCAGGAAUCAAACCACAACCAGUCCCCGGAAUCGAAACCCCCGGACUUGAAGUAAACCCAGUACCAAUCAUCCCAGGAAUUAAACCACAACCAGUUCCCGGAAUCGAAACCCCCGGACUUGAAGUAAACCCAGUACCAAUCAUCCCAGGAAUCAAACCACAACCAGUCCCCGGAAUCGAAACCCCCGGACUUGAAGUACAACCAGUGCCAAUCAUUCCAGGAAUCAAACCCCAACCAGUUCCCGGAAUUGAAGUGCCUGGUCUUGAAAUAGGACCAGUACCAAUUAUUCCUGGUAUUAGACCACAAUAAAUAGUUGUACUUAAUAUUUAAUCUUUUAGUUUUUUUAGUAGGAAUGUAAUGAUCGGAAUGAAAUAAUAAUUCUUUUGUUAUUUUGAAAUAAAUGGUUGCAAUUUA